AUGCGAGGCAUGCGGUUGCUGCAUCUGUCGGAUGUCCACCUCAACGCCUUGUUUGAGGCAAAGUACGGAAGCGGUACCAACUGCAUGGCGCCCAAGUACCACACCCCGAAUGCUCCGCCGCCGCCAGGCCCGCCGCCACCGCCGGAUCACGUGGCGGUCGUUCGGUGCGAUACCUCGCCGGCUGUCUUGACCUCAGCGCUGGAUGCUGUCAACGCCCUGGACGAGCCCAUCGACUUUGUCCUGCUCACUGGUGACCUCUCGGCCCACGGCUACGUGUCGUCGGAACUUGCGCUGGCGGCCAUUGCCAAUGCCAGUGCUGCCAUCGACGCCAAGCUCGGCCAGCACCCGAUUGUGCCUACCAUCGGCAACGAUGAUUGCUAUCCGGACUACUUUUUGCCGCUCACGCCCAACGCGCCCUGGCUGGCCAAGCUCGCCGAGGUGUGGGCACCAUGGCUCGCCCGCUUUGCCGGUGCGCGCGACUCGUUCCUCCAUGGCGGCUACUUUGAAGCCGAGCUCGCGCCGAGCCUCCGCGUCCUCUCGCUCAACACCAUCUACUACUCGAUCUCGCACCUGCCCAGGCCGGCACAGCCGGUGGCUGAUCCACUGGGCCAGUUUGCCUGGCUCGAAGCCCGCCUCGCCGCCGCCCGCGCCGCCGGCUCGUACCACAUCUACCUCAUGGGCCACAUCCCGCCUGCCGUCUCCGAGUUUCAAGGCUCGGCCAUGUGGGACGCGGCCUACGCCGAUCGCUACGUCAAGCUGGUGGCAAGCUACGCAGACGUGGUUGCUGGCCAGUUCUUUGGCCACACCCAUCGCGAUGAGUUCCGCCUCCUCUUCCGCGAGGAAUCGUCCGUCUCGUCGGCCCUCAUCGCUGGCUCGCUCUCCAUGGUCUUUGUCAACAACCCGUCGUUUAAGGUCGUCGACGUCACCGGCGCUCCCGAGUCGUGGAUUCCGACCAACCUCACCGCGUACUACCUUGACGCCACGAAUCCGGCAGCACUCGCGCCAUGGCGUCCCGAGUACGUCUUCUCCAACGCCUACCCGCCGGCUUCGCCGCACGGACUCUCACCGGCGGGCCUCCUCGCCCUCUAUGGCGCCUUUCCGCAGUAUCCCGACCUCGUCACCGCCUUUUCAGGUCACCGUUGGGCCGACUACGUAACCGCCGACACCCCGGAAGGCUUUGCCGUCCUCUGCUCGCUUGCCACCGCCAGCAUCACCGACUACUCCGAGUGCGUCCGCGACCACAAGCUGCCCAUGCCGCAUCCGCUUCCUGCAACGAGCGCGUCGUCGGCUGCCGCUCCGCACGGCCGCAAGGACAACCCGCCUGUCGCCGUCGUCGCAGGCAUCGUGGCAGGCACCAUCAUCAUUGCCAUCGCCGUCGUCGCUUCCGCCUUUUGGGUCCGCUACCGCAGCGGCGCCCGUUCCCACGCCACCCUCGUCGCCGCCCGCCCGCGCUCCGCCCGCCCCUCGUCACGCGCCCUGCUCAUCAACGACGCGCCAGCCUAUGGCUCGGCAAGCUCGGCAGAGGAUGCCCUUUACUCGUCGAUUCCGAGCGUGGUGGCGUAGUCGGCACUUGCCAGCAUUUUACUGCUAAUUUCGUGCAGAACUCACACGCGCGCCUCGUCCGAGUAAAAGCCAGAGCCGGA
Molecule: messenger RNA, 1643 nt
Organism: Thecamonas trahens ATCC 50062
Lineage: Eukaryota; Apusomonadida; Apusomonadidae
Exons: 2
Coding region: 1-1563 (520 amino acids)
Molecular function (GO): hydrolase activity
Source: RefSeq, a predicted model, not a curated record